AUGGGCGUCCUAGGGGAAAAUUUAAGGGAUCGAGGGGUCUUCGUCAAGGGGAUUCCUUGUCCCAUUUCUUGUGUUACUUUGGUGGUGGAUGUAUUGGGCAGAAUGGUUGAUAAGGCUAAAAGUAGUUCAACAUUUAGAGGAUUUACAGUGGGCGGAGACAGAGUUGACGUCAGCCAUCUUCAAUUUGCAGACGAUACGAUCUUUUUUGUUAACGAUGAGGAGUCCCUGGUUGUUGGAAUAAAUGUGCCUGAGGAGUUAGUUGAUCGUCGGGCUAGUGAGAUAGGUUGUGAAGUGGGCCAGUGGCCGAUUCAUUAUUUGAGUCUACCUUUGGGAGCUUCCCCUCGAUCCAGAGUAUUUUGGGAGCCUAUAGUUUUGAAGUGUGCUAAACGAUUGGAUGGUUGGAAGAGUGGUUUUUUGUCUCGAGGUGGUCGGUUGACUCUUAUUCAGUCAGUUCUGUCUUCUAUUCCGGUUUACUACCUCUCCCUUUUCUGGAUCCCUAAGAAUGUAGCAGGGUUUAUUGAGAAGUUGAUGCGAGAUUUUCUGUGGGAGGGAGCGGAUCAGUCAAGGGCAGAUCAUUUGGUCUCUUGGCAAGAAGUCUGUAAAUCUUGA
Messenger RNA from Humulus lupulus (European hop), 609 nucleotides. RefSeq lists its product as uncharacterized. The coding region runs from base 1 to 609 and encodes 202 amino acids. The transcript is spliced from 2 exons. Lineage: Eukaryota; Viridiplantae; Streptophyta; Magnoliopsida; Rosales; Cannabaceae. The record is from RefSeq and is a predicted model, not a curated record.